This is a messenger RNA of Cottoperca gobio, 3612 nucleotides long. RefSeq names its product solute carrier family 33 member 1 (gene slc33a1). Gene Ontology annotation, biological process: acetyl-CoA transmembrane transport. Bases 192 to 1844 code for a protein of 550 amino acids. The transcript is spliced from 10 exons. Gene Ontology annotation, cellular component: membrane. Gene Ontology annotation, molecular function: acetyl-CoA transmembrane transporter activity. The record is from RefSeq and is a predicted model, not a curated record. NCBI's taxonomy places the organism in Eukaryota, Metazoa, Chordata, Actinopteri, Perciformes, Bovichtidae.
CUUGUGCUUUGACACGUCAUCUGUAGGUGCCGGACACAUUUAGACGUCGCACACGACGCACUUCCUGGUUCUUCUGUGUUGAUGUUCGCCGAUGUAAACUGUUCAAAGUCAAACGUCUUUCUGAUUUAGCAUGCUGUCAUCAUUACCAGAUUUGCUGAGGGCACUGCGGGUUUGAUACCCACUGUUCCAACAUGGAGCACUCAGAUUUUAUGACGCACACGAACGGGCGACAGAGGAAGAUGGCGGGUGCCACCCUCCCCUCUGAAAACAUGACGGACAUGGGCAGGGGAGAGAUGAGCUCCUCUGAACCAGAGGUAGAAGAGGAAGCGGAGGGUCUUAUCAGAGGGUCCGACUCUGAGGACAGGAGGCACAGAGUCCGGCCUGGGAUCCGUGGCGAGUUGGGGAACGUGUUGCUUCUUCUCUUCCUGUACGUGCUGCAAGGGAUUCCUCUGGGACUGGCUGGUAGCAUCCCUCUGAUUUUACAAAGUAAGAGUGUCAGCUACAAAGACCAAGCCUUCUUCAGCUUUGUCUUCUGGCCAUUUAGUCUCAAGCUUCUGUGGGCGCCACUGGUGGACGCUCUCUACUUCAGCAGGUUUGGUAGAAGAAAGUCAUGGCUGGUGCCCACGCAGUACCUGCUGGGCCUCUUCAUGAUCUACCUUUCUAUGACCGUCAAUUCACUCCUGCAGAGUGAGGGAGGACCCAAGGUGGUAAUGCUCACCGCAGUCUUCUUUAUGCUUGCCUUCCUGGCAGCCACACAGGACAUAGCUGUGGAUGGCUGGGCCCUCACUAUGUUAUCCCGAGAGAAUGUGGGAUAUGCUUCUACAUGCAACUCUGUCGGCCAAACCGCCGGAUACUUCUUAGGGAAUGUGCUCUUCCUGGCUCUGGAGUCUGCAGACUUCUGCAACAAAUAUCUCAGAGUAGAGCCCAAGGACACCGGCAUCGUCACCUUGGCAGACUUCUUGUUUUUCUGGGGAAUAGUGUUCCUGAUUUCCACCACGUUGGUAGCCAUCAUUAAAAAGGAAAAUGAGCACGGCAAUGGAAAGAGGAAAGUGCAGGAGGAGACGCAGGGUGUCAUGGAAACCUACAAGCUGCUGUUCUCUAUCAUCAAGAUGCCCACAGUCUUCACCUUCUGUGCCUUGCUUCUCACGGCUAAAAUUGGCUUCUCUGCAGCAGACGCAGUGACGGGUCUGAAGCUGGUGGAGGCUGGAGUUCCCAAGGAGCAGCUGGCAUUGCUGGCAGUGCCCAUGGUGCCUCUGCAGAUCCUACUUCCUGUGAUCAUCAGUAAAUACACUGCAGGGCCCCGACCUCUGGAUAUCUUCUACAAGGCCUUCCCUUUUAGGUUGCUCAUAGGACUGGAGUACGCUCUGCUGGUGUGGUGGACUCCCAGCGUAAAACAAGAAGGAGGGUUUCCUGUGUACUACUACGCCUUAGUGCUGCUUAGCUACGCGUUGCAUCAGGUGGCGUUGUACAGUAUGUACGUGGCCUGCAUGGCCUUCCAUGCCAAAGUGAGUGACCCCCUCAUCGGCGGGACCUACAUGACGCUGCUGAACACGGUCACUAACCUCGGUGGGAACUGGCCCUCCACUGUGGCUCUGUGGAUGGUGGAUCCCCUCACCUCUAAGGAGUGUCAGGGGGCGGUCGGGCAGAGCUGUGGCUCUCCAGAGGAGGCCGGGCUGUGCGUCAAGGAGGGCGGCGUUUGCGUGACUACAUUAGACGGCUACUACGUGGAGUCGGUGGUGUGUGUCGUCAUUGGUUUAGCCUGGUGGGUGUGGUUAGGGAAGAAGAUGAGGCGGCUGCAGGAACAGAGCCCCGCUGCAUGGAGGUGCAGAGCUGUUACGGGAUGACACUCAUCAGUUCCACUGACUCUUUUUUUUUUUCUUGCACUUUUGCAUACACUGCUCCAAAAACAGCCGAAUGGUGAACAUCCUGUUGUUCCUCAUCCACCUGGUUUACUCUCCGCUGUAGCUGCUCAUUCAGAAAACACUUUCACUCUGUGUCAUCUUAAAGUGCAUUCAUGUGAUGAAAGACGCCAUGUUCUCUCCGGAGGUCAACAUCCUGCUCAUCAUUAGAACAGUGAAACAAGCAGACUAGCUGAGGACUUUUUAUUUGUUGUUCUGAAACCUCAUUCUGCUGCUCAGCCUUACCAAACGAGAGUCAAAGAGUAUGUUCAGAUGCAUAUCGGGGUUUGUUUUUACCUGCUUGGACAGCCAAUAACUUCUUGAAAUUUGAGCCCCUCCACAUAGAACAAUCUUCUAAAUGGACAUUAGUGAACCCGGCACUCCAGACUCUCGUUAACCUUCAUCAUUAAUCUAAAUCUAAAGGGAAGUCUGUCCAUCUGUCCUGAUGCUGGUUAAUCCAAGUAAAUUAAACCCAGUGUGACGAUCUGUCAUUGCUGUUUGACUCAGAUCUGAACCAAUGUUGUUUUUUAAUUAUUAUUUAAAUAUAUGUUUUCCUUUUUAAGUGAUUUGUGCCUUGUCUUUCAGAGCCAGUUAAGUUUGAGUUAAUAAUCAAGGCAUUGUGUAACUGUUGUCUGUAAGAAUGUUUGGUUUUAAACACAUGACUGAUUUUAUUCUGCUUUUUUUUGUUUGUUUACAAACUACAUGAUGCUGAGCACACAUUCCUGAAGCAGAAUUACAUUAUGACCAACAUCACUAAUAGUUAAAGGAGCUGAGACGUCUAAAAUAUCUUCUAUUUUUCCAAACUUUCCUUAAAUCUGAUCAGUUUGACCUUUUUAUUAUUGGACCAAUUCAAAUCUGUAAAGUGAUAUUAGACAAGAGAAACAUGCAUAUGUCUUUUUAAACCAGGCCCGUGUCCGUUUUCAUAGAUGCAUUAUCAUUGAGACAAAGGUCAACAUGCUGUACACCAUCAAGUGGAGCUUUGCAGUGUAGACCGAGGAUCUACCACCAGCCUACAAGUAUGUAGAUAAAUACAUAGAGAAUUUCUUGCCCCCAAAACCCCCCCCCGGACCAGCAGCCUCUGGAAGAAACUUGAUACGCAGAUGCUGUUUAUGUUUUGCAUAUUUGUACAUAGAACUGAAUGUUACAGUAUUUUCUCUAAAGCCAGCAUUUUAAAUCCAACAAUGUCGAGUGUGAAUGUUAAUCAGGGUUCACGGGGGGGGGGGGUUAAUGCUGACUUUGAACUACACGUGAAAAGGUCAAACAUUUCCAGAUUACGAUGGCACGUCCUUUUUAAAACAUGUUUGGCCAGUGGUUCCUCUGAAAUGCACAAAGGUCAAACUCUACUCUGUACAUCGGUCACUUCAUACUGCGCGACUGCGUUGAUGCUGAUUGGUUCUUUACUUGUUCAUGAGCCUUUGUGCCACUGACGGGGCACUAUGUUUGAUCUUCUUUGACCAAUACAUUAUUAGAUAGACUGUGAAUCUUGAUUUCUGCUAAAUUGAUCUUUCAACUGCAGAACAUUCAGUUUUAAUUGAUGUCACAACGUUACCUCAUGUUUUUCUUUGCACAACUUUUGUUUGAGUUCAAAAUCCUUCGUCAUAAAAGGAAAAGGAAUGACAGGGUGACAACAUAGUGAGACAUGUUCUGAGCAUCAUUCUUAAGAUGCAAUGAGAUUUGAAACAUCUUGUAUGUAAUUAAAAACAAAUGCACACGU